Molecule: messenger RNA, 3550 nt
Organism: Harmonia axyridis
Lineage: Eukaryota; Metazoa; Arthropoda; Insecta; Coleoptera; Coccinellidae
Product: RNA exonuclease 1 homolog
Exons: 1
Coding region: 140-3406 (1088 amino acids)
Cellular component (GO): nucleus
Molecular function (GO): nucleic acid binding; exonuclease activity
Source: RefSeq, a predicted model, not a curated record
ACUUAAAUCUGGAUAGAUAAUAUAGACCAAAAAAAAUGUCAAAUUGUAUUAGAGUAAUCUAUGUUUAUUUAUGUGUAUUUUAAGGUUAUACUUUUCCAAAAUAUGAACUGGAUGUUAUUUAUUUAUUCUGGUAUCUAAGAUGUUACCCUCGAAAGGGUAUUUUAAUGAUAUUGAAUGUCCUUACUUGGAAAAUACAUGUGGUCGUCCUUAUUGCCAUUUCAAUCAUAGGAAAAAACAAUUAGAAAUUGUCAAUGAAAAUGUAUCAGAAAAAUGUAGUUCCCGAGAGAUUCCCUCCUAUAAACCAACCCCAAAGAGUGAAUUAGCAGUAAGAAAAAGUCAUAUACCCAUCAGUUACGUACCAGAUGUUUACAAUGUCGAAAAGUCUACACGUUCUUUCCGAAACAAUGCUUUGAUGGAUAUCAUUUACAAACCAACACCUAUAAGUUUAUUGAAUUCAAAUGUAGAAGGAAGUUCAAAUACUAUUAGUACUCCAAAUACUAGUUUAGAGACCAAAUAUGUUCCAGAAAUUGGAGUAAAGAGUAAAGCAGAAAACAAAAAAAUAUCAAAUGAAAUUGAAGAAAAAGAUGAGUACAAACCUGAAGAGCAAGAAUAUAAACCAUCAGACAAAGGAACUGAAUAUCAAUACAAUCCAUCAUCACAUACAGACAUAAAUGAAGACAGCUUAUCAGAUAUUGUUUAUAAACCAAAUUGGAGUGGCCUGAAUAAUUUAACAAAAGUUGAAUAUACCCCUUCUGUCCGUUCUAAGCAGAAUUCCAGUAUAAAUUUCGAGAAUUUGGAUAAUGAAUUUGAAAUGAUUGAUGAAAUAAUCAAUAUGUCUGAUUAUACUAAACAUGCUGAACAUGUUGAUAAUACUGGAUCAAAAAAAAAACAUAUUGAAAAAUCCGAAAAUGGAUUGACUACAUCUGGUAGUAUUUCAGAAACUGGAAAAACAUCACACUGGCAUGAUAUUCUCACUGAACCCAAAAAUUCAAGGGAUUCCAAUAAUAAAUCUACUUUGAAUGAAAGAGGUAAUAAUUCUCAUAAACAUAAGGAUAAAAAAAAUUAUUCAGAAGAAAGCAAUAAACAAAGUAAAAAAGACAAACAGGAAAAAGCUGUAAGUAAAGAAGAAAAGAAAGAAAGAAAAGAAGGAAAAAAGGAUAGGAAAGAUGAGAAGAAAGAAAAAUCAGAGAAAACUGAUGUAAAAGCAAAAUAUUCCAGUAAAAAUGAUAAAAGGAAAGGUGAAAGUAGUAGAAGUAAAGACAAAGACAAAAAAAUUAAUCAUGAGAAAAAGGUACAAGAAGAAAAGAAAGGAGGUCACAGUUAUUCUGAGAAAGAUUUAGAGAAGGAAUGUAAACGUAAAGAAACAGAAAAUAAAAAAAAAAAUGGUUCCCAUGAUAGUUCUAGAGAGAAAAAUAAAAGCAAACAUUCAAAGAACAAUUCUGGAAAGAAUAAAAAUUAUGACAAGAAAGGAAAAGGACAUACAAAACAUGAGGAUAAAAAGAAAAGGGAAUCAUCUGAUACUGAAAUUCAAAAAUGUAAAUCUGGCAAUAUACCUAAAAUAAAAUCUUCAUCCAUGAACGUUGAUCUGGAUAUUGAUUUGGAAGUUGAUGAAAUGCAAACUAUGGAAGAAUGUUUUAAAAUAUUCAAUGAGUAUAAACCAACAGUUACUCAGGUUGAUGAAGAAGAAAGUAUACUCAAUAAAAAUGAAGUUGAUUCGGUGGAGGAUUUAAUUCUUGCAAAAAAGAGAAUUGCUCAUACUAAUGCCUCUAAUAUGCCAACUAAAAUACAAAAUCCAAAACCAAUUAAUAAGCUUACUCCAGGACAAGUGAUGAAUAAUCGUUUGAAAAUUGUCAAAGCAGCUCAAGCAGAUAAUGAAGAGAAAUUAAUUUCAAAUGAACUAAAGAAAAUUGUUAAACGUCCACAACCUUCUCAAUUCAUUAAACCUGCUAAAAAAAUUAAGCUGAGUGAGGUGAAACCUAUAAUGCCGCCACGAAGUACAUCUUUAAUUGAUGACAUAAUUAAUAGAACCAAUACUAAACCUGUUGUCAAAAAAAUAGCCCCUGUAAGUAAUGUAUUAAAUUUACAGAAGGCUAAAGCAAAUUUAAUGAUAUCAAAUAAUAAUCAAUCAACAGAGCAAUUGGUUAAAACAAUAGCUCAAACUAAUAAAACUGGUAAAAGGCAAGCACAUGUUCCUGAUUACUCUUUGAGCAAUAUUCCUGAUGUAAUAGAUGUAGAUAAAUCUAAAUUACCAGUGAAUGUCCGUUCAAGAUUUCUUACUCUUUUAGCUGAUGAAUGUUGCAAGUUAUAUUUAACACAAAAAGAUGCUUAUAAAAGAGCUUUAGAUGAAGAAUAUAGUUGUUAUCAAAAAUGUAAAGUUCUAGUAACAUAUAGAAAUUCUGCAAUGUUGGCUGUGAAUCGUUUGAGAAAAGAAGUGAAAGAACGAGAAGAAAAGAAUUUAGGUCCUAUAGGUUCUGAUGAAUCCUCACAUGAAAAGCGGGAAGAUUCUGAGAAAAUAGCUCUGUACAAAAAAAUUCAGCAAUAUGUUCUAUCAGAUGAAGAACUAGAUAUCCACGGAUACCCUAGAGAAAGUACAAUUCAUGGAAAAGCUGUGAUUAAAAACUGUAAAGCUACUAGCAUUGUUCCUUUACCAAAAAAUCAGAAAAAAUGUUGUAGGUGUUCUAAAAUAUAUUUAAUUGACGAUGAAGGCAAAGCUAUAUAUGAUGAAGAGUGUAUUUAUCAUCCUUUGAGGAAAAGAACAAUAAGAGGAGAACACAUUUAUUUGUGUUGUAAAACCAGUGAUGAUUCUGGUUGUGCUACGUGUCACACUCACGUAAGUGAAACACCAGAAGAUGCUGAACUUGAAGGAUUUCAAACAACAUUGCCUCCCAAUAGUGACUUUGAUCCUAGAAGUAAUGCAAUUUAUGCAUUAGAUUGUGAAAUGUGUUAUACCACCAAAGGACUUGAACUUACUAGGGUCACAGUUAUCGAUACCAACUGCAAAACCGUAUAUGAAUCAUUGGUUAAGCCAUUAAAUGAUAUUAUUGACUAUAACACUAGGUUUUCUGGUAUCACUAAGCAACAAAUGGAUAGAACGAGUACUGGUAUAUUACAGGUACAGGCGAAUAUUUUACACCUAUGUAAUUCAAAAACAAUAUUGAUUGGGCAUAGUUUGGAAUCUGAUAUGAAAGCAUUAAAAAUUAUUCAUGGAACGAUAGUUGACACUGCUGUCCUAUUUCCUCAUAAAAUGGGUUUACCUCAUAAAAGGGCGCUCAGAACAUUAGCUAGUGAUUAUUUGAAAAAAAUUAUUCAAAAUGAUGUAAGUGGCCAUGACAGUGCAGAAGAUGCAAUAACUUGCAUGGAACUCAUUAAAUGGAAAGUCAAAGAGGAUAGUAAAUUUAGAAUUUAAAAAAAUUGUAUUUAUAAUAUUUAUUUCCUAUUGUACAUUGUAUUUAAGAUUUGGUAAUAAGUUUAAAUUUUCUGAAAAGAUGCUGUUUAAGUUUUUCUCCCAUGUUUAUUUUACAGAAUAAAUUACAGUUUUCCACUUUCUGAA